AUGAGCGCACCGGCAGUCGUCGCAGCCGCCGCUGGCUACGUCGCCGUGUGCUUGGCUGCGUGGCUCCUCGGACGGUCUGGCGCGGGCCCGCCUCCAAAGCGCACGGUGGAGAUCGCGCGCGGUGUGCACAUGCCGCUGCUCGCCAAUGGCGUCGACACGGACCACCACGUAUGGCUCGAGGCUGGUGGACGGCACCUCGACACGGCCUUUUUGUACGGAGACUGGAAGCAGCGCGCGGUCGGUGCCGCGAUCGCGUCCAGCGGCCUGCCGCGUGGCGACGUCUUCCUCACGACCAAGGUGAUGUGCUGCCCGACGCUGCGCUGCGGUGGCGUGUGCGAGGGCGGUACCACCGCUCCCGUCGCCGUGAACGCCGCGACGUACCGCAACGUGACUGCCCAGCUCGAGCACAGCCUCUCCGUGCUCGGCCUGCCUUCGGUCGACCUGCUGCUCCUCCACUUCCCGUGCGCGCGCUGGGCUGACACGGCCGCGGCGUGGCGCGCGCUCGAGAGGGCGCACGCCGCCGGCCACGCGCGCGCGAUCGGUGUGUCAAACUUCAACGCCAGCCUGCUCCGCCGUCUCGUCAAGAUCGCCGCCAUCCAGCCGGCCGUCAACCAAGUCGGCUUCUCGAUCGCGGGCCACCCGGCGGAGCACGGCGGCGAGAAUGCGACCCGCUACGGCUGCCUCGAGGGCUCGCGUCUGUACGGCGCGGACGACGCCACGCUCCGCCUCGCCACCGCGCGUGGCAUCACGACACAGGCCUACUCCCCGCUCGGGGCGAUUAGCAAUGUCGACGUGCUCGGCCGGCGGGAGGUGCAGAGGGUGGCGGCUGCGCACAGCCGCGAGGGCGGCGCGCGCAACUGGACGGCGGCGCAGGUCGCCUUUGCGUGGUUGCUGCAGCAGGGUAUGGGCGCCGUGACUGCGACGACCGACGCGAGACACGCGGCAGAGGCGCUCGAUGCGGCGGAGCUCCGCCUCACGCGCAGGGAAAUGAGGUCCCUCAGCAGGCUCAGGUAA
Emiliania huxleyi CCMP1516 is the source of this 1014-nucleotide messenger RNA. RefSeq lists its product as hypothetical. NCBI's taxonomy places the organism in Eukaryota, Haptophyta, Isochrysidales, Noelaerhabdaceae. The transcript is spliced from 2 exons. Gene Ontology annotation, molecular function: oxidoreductase activity. The record is from RefSeq and is a predicted model, not a curated record. Bases 1 to 1014 code for a protein of 337 amino acids.